This is a messenger RNA of Prinia subflava (tawny-flanked prinia), 4816 nucleotides long. RefSeq names its product SFT2 domain containing 2 (gene SFT2D2). Bases 97 to 579 code for a protein of 160 amino acids. The record is from RefSeq and is a predicted model, not a curated record. Gene Ontology annotation, cellular component: membrane. Lineage: Eukaryota; Metazoa; Chordata; Aves; Passeriformes; Cisticolidae. Gene Ontology annotation, biological process: vesicle-mediated transport. The transcript is spliced from 8 exons.
CGCGGUGGCUGCCGGGGCUGGUAGUCCCUGGGGAGGGAGGGAAGAGCCAGGAAGGGCAGGGCGCUCCGGCCGGCCGGGCGGGCAGGGUGCGGAGCCAUGGACAAGCUGAAGCGGGUGCUGAGCGGCCGCGACGCCGAGGAGCCGAGCGGCCUGGCCGAGGUUAUCGAUGCCACUUCGUUAAGUUGGGGCACCCGAGUGAAAGGUUUCAUCGCGUGUUUUGCGAUCGGAUGCCUGUGCUCGAUCUUGGGUAGUUGUCUGCUAUGGAUACCAAAGAAAGGGCUGGUACUCUUUGCAGUGUUUUAUACCCUGGGGAAUAUUGCAUCUCUUGGGAGCACCAUGUUUCUCAUGGGGCCCAUGAAACAAUUGAAGCGGAUGUUUGAGCCUACACGUUUGAUCGCUACUAUUGUUAUGCUAUUGUGCCUCAUACUAACACUGUGUUCUGCUUUCUGGUGGCGUAAGGCAGGACUCGCGCUGCUUUUCUGCAUCUUACAGUUUUUUGCCAUGGCAUGGUACAGCAUUUCCUUCAUACCAUAUGCAAGGGAUGCUGUGAAGAAAUGUGUUUCAGUCUGUCUGUCCUAACAGGAAUACCGGAUGCCUCACAAAGUUCUAGGAAGUUCUUGGUAGAACUGUGUUGGGAUCACUGUGUUGUGUAGUUUCCUACUUCUGUCUUGAGCACGUGCCUUUCGUCUGCUUGUUAGAAGCUCCUUGUGUGACACCCAGCAUCUGCAGUUGCUUGGGUUUGUAAGCAAUGGUGUCUGUGGGACAGGGGGCUUGUGAUCAAAUGAAAUACAGUCUGGCAGAAGAACUGGGCACAGGUCCACAGUUUGGUGGUGAUUCCUGCAUAAACUCAUGCAUUUGGUUUUGCGAAGGUUUCAAAGUAAUGUGUGAAGUCUGUAAAGUGAAGACCUUGUCUCUGGUGGAACUGUGACAAUUCUAGAGCUGAAAACUGAUUUCUUACCAACAACUUGGGGUUUUUUUUAAAUAGCCUUAUGUCACUUAAUCUUUGCACUGUUUGCCUUGGAUAAUGAAAUAUUGGUAUUCUUUCUUUUCCUGUCUCUCUUGCAAAAUUUUAGGUUUAUGAGACUUCUAAAAGAUGUCAUUCUAAAGGCAAACGUGGUUGUGGACAAACCAUGAAAUGUUUGCAUCUUUAAUGAAGCAUUUAAUUCUCAGUCUAUAUUGAUAGUCUUUCCUUAAAAUAUAUGAAAGGGACAUUUUAAUCUGAAAAAAUCCUUUUUUCCUGUUGGAAAAGCACUCAUAAAAUAAGGUCCAUGGAUGUUUUCACUACCAGGAACCUGAAUUCUUUUCCUUGCUCAUGGUUGCAAGGUAGGAAACUGACAUUUUUCACAUGAAGUGAGGUGCUUCUCUUCUCCUCCAGCUGUAGCAUAAGAGCAAUGCAAAGGGCGUGGUAGGCAAGCAAUAAAAGAAUUUAUGUAUGUCCUUUCUCAAAGGACAAACUGCCAUAAGGUGGAAGUGGGCUAUUGUUUUUAAGCAGCCUGGGUCAGGGAGAAGACAUUUUCUUGUGUACUUGUAAAUAAGUUAACAUUUCUCUUUGUUUCUUGUAAGUGGAAUCAGUUUCUUUCUGCUAAAACUCUUGCACACACCAGAGGAGAAAGCACAAUAUCCUGUUGCCUGUGGUAGCAAGGAAAGCGUGAAACAAUCCCACUGCCAGCUCCAAACAAGUGCUGAGCAGUCUGUAUCCAAAUUCCAAGGCCACUCUGUGUUCUCUUCAUCUUCUGAGCUAUAUAUAAUCAGUUACUCCCACAGCAUUGCAGUGGUCAGUUUAAUAUCUCAGCACAGAUCCCUGCUUCUGCUGUGUGAGAUUGUGUUUAACUGCUUUCCCUUUUCCUUUUACCAAACUCUCUUGCUGGAGCCAGUGUUUAGAUGAUGGUUUUCCAGUGGACUCUAGUGGGAACUGAAGCAUCUCUUCCUCAAUCAAGAGUUUAGUUGCUUAAAAUCAUUGUGUUUGAAUAGCAAGUGUAUUCAUGACUUGUACCACAAAGAUUUCAAUGUAAGAAAAACCUAGAUCUACUUGGCUGUAAGGUAUAAGCUCAUGGGGAAGGCAAAUAGUUCUAUGGCUUCCAGAAAGUUAGUAAGAAAUCAGUUAAUCCAAAAUCUCAAAUUUAAGUGUCUUUCUGAUAAUUUAUAAAGCUCAGUACCACCUACCUGUAAGGAUCUUCUAAAAAAAAAUUUAAAGAUUCCCUUUUGCAGAUGGUAUGAAAGGGAGAUUUUGGCAAGCGUUUUGUGGGUUCCGGGUGGGCAGAAUUACUGUUGCAAAGGCAUUUGAAUGGAAAAUACCACCUUGGAAAGAUGGCACUGAUGUUGGGAUGAAUCAGUUAUGCAGAUUCAAGUGCUAUGUCCUCGUGCUUUUUUUAUCUCCCAGGAUUUAGAAGUUAGUGUUGAAAUAAAUAUGUUGGCUAUUACUCUUCUUGAAAAGAAGAUUUGGUUAAAUGCCCAAGAGAGACCAGGAAUUAAAGAAAGCUGAUCCUUCUUUUCCAUGGGUGUUCUAAGACAAGUGUCUAAACUGAUGUGUGUCUUUUUUUAUUGGGGAAUAAGUUCAAAACCUAAUUUGCAUCUGUCAAAGGACCUAUGCCAGUCUUUUCUUAGGACUUUGAUAAUGUUUACAGAAUUCCUUUGUAUAAGGGAAGUUGAAAUGCAAUCCUAAUGCCUUUCACAUUCCAAUAUUCCUUUAAUUUUAGCAUCUCUGAAUGUCCCUGGAAAAAGCUACAAGCACAGUAUCCAUUGUUUCUCCUUCCCCUCCCCAGCUAAGUUAUGUUAGCUCCAAUCAUCAUUCCAAGUUUGGCAGCCACAGUAGUGGAAUUUGACUCUUGGGAUUAUUUUUGUGAUUACUUCCCAUUAGGAGGAAUAAAAGCCUUUUGCUUAUUCCUUGGCUAGCUUGGGCAGGGUUCUGGUAGCCUGACUCCCUGGCAGUUCUUCUGGAUGAACAGUACAGUUGGGUGUGGUGAAUGUUGGUUUUUCAGUGUGCAGAGUAGCUAACUAGACCCUUUUAGCUGGCUCUUGUGAACACAGCCAAUUAGAAGUAGGAAAUUCAUGAAAAUAUCAGUAGGUAGAACAUAAAUAGGUUUUUGUCCUAUUUGUUGGUUUAGAACUGUAAUUCCAGCUUCACAGCCUUUUAUUCAGGAAGAGGGAAGAACAAAUCUUCAUUUGACUGUAGAGCACAUGAGGCUAAGCAAUUGUGCCCUUACAGGAAGGGAACCCAAGGGGAGAUGGCAAGGACUCAAGGAUCAAAAAGUGCCACUGGGGUUGAUGUUGCCCUUUGGUGUUGUAUUCUGUUCCUGGGGACAUCAGGCAGCAGGAGAGACUUGCCAUAUUCAUGCCAAUUUGUGAAACAUACUCAGGGUUUGUUGCUUCAUCUACAAGCAGUUGUGAUUUAACGUAGCUCCCCCAGAAUAAAACUCUUUAGAUUCUUACUCACUUUCAAGUAGUAGUAGUAGUAGUGAGGCUGUUGGCAAAUUUAACAGCAAAAGAAAUUUCCAUUUUACUGAAGUGCUUUAUUUUAUAUGAUUUUUAUAUGAUAACUGGGGAGUAAACUAUAUGAAUAUUUCCUCCUGAGUAGUUUUCAAUCUGAAUUAGAUUGUACCAUUAUACCCUUUUUCUUUCUUGGUCAUUAAACCUACUUUGUGUUAAAUUUUGACAUCAUCAGCUUUGGUUAUCUGCUUGGCAGCAGGCAUGGUGAGUACUUCUGAAGCUUUCCACCUCCCUGUCCUUGAGGGCAGGAAUGUUUGUUGUGUACACUCUACUGUGAGUUUGUGGUUGGAAUCACAAAGCUCCUUCCUUCCCAAAGCCUUUGCUCAGUUGCCUACAGCACCUAACUCAAGGCUGAUUUCUCUAAGGAAAUUUCUUUGAUGUUGGGUGCCCGUCUCAGUAGGAUUUGGUGUUUUAACAGAAAGUGCUUUUUGCUCAGCCUGUUGACCAAUUUGUCCACUCUUUUUCACUUUUUGCUGUACAGAUAACGUAACCUCAACCAAGCAGCCUUAGUGUACAGUUCUAGCAGGGAAUUUGUGUAUCCUGGAUCAGCUGACUUUCCAGCUACAUUAGAAAGGGAAAUAGGGAGGGUGGCAGUCAUGUGUUCCCAAAGUACUGAGACUCUGUACAUUUACAUAUGGGAUUUUUUUCACUACUUCAAGGUUUUGCUCCAUUUUAUAUAAUGAAGUCCGUUAUGAAUGCUGGUACUAUCUGAAAUGGUUCUACACUGAUGAUGUGAACAAUUUAAUCUCAUUUAGUAUUUACAGUAAUAAAAUUGUUCAUGCGCUGUUCAAGGAAGAAGUUUCUGCCACAAGAUGAAAUUCUUUUCAGAAACUAUGUUUUUAAAAGGAAAAUGCGUUGGGCUCUAUGUGUGCCUCCGACUUCCUGAGAACAGCUCUUGCUUCAUUUUGGUACUUAAUCAUGCUCAUGAAAGUGAGAUCACUGCUAUUGUAAACUGAGAAGGAGGAGGAUGUUUAAACACAAUUGUCUUAAAACCUGAUGUUUACAACCAUAGCAAAUACUGACCAUUUUGGAGGGAAAACACACAAAUGGUUUAUUGUCUUAAAACCACGUGCCUCGCUGUAGUGUGACCACUAAAUUUUUUACUGGCUGUGGAAUUGUUUUGUAAAAUAAAAACCAAACUCAGAAAUUCUCUGCAAUGUUUUAUACUGUUACUGAUUCUGUUUGCUGAUGUGUUUUUUCUGUGUAUUUACACCGUUUGAUUUCUACUUUGAUAAACAUCUUUUUUUCUGACUUACAACUUUCUCUGUAAUGAAGUGAAACCCUUACAAGUGCUGUUUAUUUCCUUCAAUAAAGUUACCACUGGAUUAAA